Messenger RNA from Daldinia decipiens, 1540 nucleotides. RefSeq names its product anaphase-promoting complex, subunit 10-domain-containing protein. The record is from RefSeq and is a predicted model, not a curated record. Lineage: Eukaryota; Fungi; Ascomycota; Sordariomycetes; Xylariales; Hypoxylaceae. Gene Ontology annotation, cellular component: anaphase-promoting complex. The transcript is spliced from 3 exons. Bases 162 to 1226 code for a protein of 354 amino acids. Gene Ontology annotation, biological process: anaphase-promoting complex-dependent catabolic process; protein K11-linked ubiquitination.
AGUAUACAAAAACAUUAAUGAUUUCAUGAUUUCAUGAUUUCAUAAUUUCAUGUCGCCAAAUUUACAUUAUAUAAGCCCAUAUUCAUGGAAACCAAUUUGAAAGACUGAAGGAUUGUUCAUUAACCUUAGAUGAACUUGUGUGUCUUAUUAUCUGCUUAAUAAUGGAGCCUCAAGACAUCGGCAGCAGCGGUGGCACUGCUAGAAACCCUGCCAGCAUCCGUCAACAGCAAGAAGAGUUUCGACGGCGUUUGAUGCGACCAGAUCGCGUUUCCCGGGCAUCACCAGGUUACCCCGGAGACCCGAGCCGCGCCGGAGCUGUCGAGACAACCGGCCUAUAUUCUGCCUUAAAUGGUAGUGCAAGGCGUGACUUGCAGUGGACAAUGGGCUUACAGACACCUCAAGCUCCUACCGAAGAAGACACCGAGCAUUUUGAAGAAGAUGAAGGCGAAGAUGACGAGGGUCAUGAUAUCGAGGGCAUUGAGGGGGACGAGAUAGAUCAAGAAGAAUUGGACGACGAAGAUGAAGGUCAUAACGAAGACGCCGCAUUUGACGCGUCCCUAAUCGGUUUGAAGGAAAUCAGUAACCUAGCUAGUUUUACGGUCAGCAGCUACAAACCCGGCUGCGGCGUCAAGGAACUUCGGGAUGACGAUGUCAACCAAUUCUGGCAGUCCGAUGGGCCACAACCUCAUCGAUUAAAUAUUCAUUUUAUCAAGCGCGUAGAGAUACGCAAGCUUAGACUCUAUCUAGAUUACGAGCUUGAUGAGAGCUACACGCCUACUAAGCUCCAAAUUACCGCCGGCUUUAGCCCCAACAUGAAUAUCCCGUACACUAUAAUGGAAUUUAACCAGCCUAAAGGCUGGGUCGACGUACCUAUCAACGGAGCCGGUGGCGGACAUGAUGGUAACUCUCUGUGCUGCUGGUUUAUUCGAGUGACGGUCCUCGAAAAUCACCAGAACGGAAAGGAUACGCACAUACGCGGAGUGGAAGUCUACGCCUUGGACGACAGCGCAGAUACUGCAGAGAACAACCCUGUAGAAGAUAUGGUCGAGGCGAUCGAUGACUACCGCGAUAGAAUGGCGGCAAUGAACAUUCACGACCACGACGAAGAGGCGAUAUCAAAGCUCGCCGCAGACAAGCGAGAUCGAAAAGCAAAGUCCAAGAAGUAUACGCCCGGAGAUGGUGGAUUGAGUAUCCCCGACUUCAUGAGAGAGCCGGAAAUCCGUUGAAAGUAUUUUGCGGGCGAGCUGUGUUUUAACAGGAUCGCAUAUUGAAGCACUAAGGCGUUCUGGAAUACUGGUUGAUCACUUACGAUACCCUAUGGUUACUAUGGCUACCUACUUAUUUUAUUCAAGGGAAAGCAUGCGUCCUAUUAAUUAAAUCAUGCUAGAAAGCAUAUGUACAAGUUAUCUAUAUUAUCAUAUCUAUUUAAUAAUGGCGCCAUCAAUAGCCUCUCAAGUCUAGGUCUUUAAGAAGGCAGUUCCGAGAAGGUAAAAUAGAACCCCGGUUAUAAGGUAUUUAUGUACCUAAUUUAUGUAUCCAC